Molecule: messenger RNA, 510 nt
Organism: Penicillium riverlandense
Lineage: Eukaryota; Fungi; Ascomycota; Eurotiomycetes; Eurotiales; Aspergillaceae
Exons: 1
Coding region: 1-510 (169 amino acids)
Source: RefSeq, a predicted model, not a curated record
AUGCCUCCCGGCGGACACCCCAUCGCUGGGUUCAGCACGCUACGCCUAGAAGGCCUAGAGAAGCGGUCUUCACUUGAGAAGGCACAGCUGGUGUACUCAAUUGCCGACGACAUGAGUGCAACCUUGAUGUGUAUUGCACAGCACACGGAGGAAGGCACCCUGUCAGCCAGACACAUCGAACCCAUCGACCGAGUGAUUCGCAUUGUCCGCGACACCGAGGUAUCGCAACGACGGAGGCUGGAACGACGGGUGCGACGGCUACGGGGUAGGCGACGCUGGCUGCGUCGCGAGUUUCGGAAGAUGAUCAAACGCGCAGAGUUAGUGUCAGUGGCCUGGAAGAACAAGGCGACCACAUUGAAAGGAAAUCUCCAGGCGCUGCAAAGUGAGGUGGCUAGUAUGAGGAGGCAAUGCGAGAUGCUGCGGGCAUAUAUGGAGCAGAGAGAAAGUGGAGAAAAGGAAGAGAGCAUGCUGGGUGAGCAACCCAACAAGAAAGAUGGGCGGGCCCACUAG